Messenger RNA from Acaulospora morrowiae, 645 nucleotides. NCBI's taxonomy places the organism in Eukaryota, Fungi, Glomeromycota, Glomeromycetes, Diversisporales, Acaulosporaceae. The record is from the annotation of a GenBank genome assembly.
AUGGAUUCUGACGAUAGAGAUACCCGUACACCCGAACAGGAAAUAGCACGUAUGUUUCGAGUAUAUCGUACGGUUCACGAAAUGGUUAUUGACAGGGGCUAUAUUAUCAAUAGCGAUGCAUAUAAUGAUAUCGAGUAUUUUAGAGAUCGUUGUGUUAAGAACGGCAUAAUUCACAAGGAAUCAAUGAUGUUUCAAGUUCAAAAGAAUGACAAUCCCAAUGAGCAAUUGUUAGUUGUUUUCCCAGAUGAGAAACCAGUGGGUGUUAAUCUAUGUCAAAAAAUGUUGGAUCAAAAGGUUUCUCGAGGCAUUGUAGUAUUUCCGGGUACUUUGACAUCUUCUGCUAAUAAGGCCAUACAAGUGAUCAACACUAAAGAGAAUAGGAAUUACGAAAUCGAUACUUUUUCAGAGGCGGAUCUAAUGGUCAACAUUACCCAACACCAAUUGGUGCCGCAACAUUAUGUUCUCUCUGAGGAAGAAAAGAAGACUUUACUUAAUAAAUAUAGACUGAAAGAGACACAAUUACCACGCAUUCAGAUCACUGAUCCAGUCGCGAAAUAUUAUGGGUUGAAAAGAGGACAGGUAGUCAAGAUUAUGAGACCUAGUGAAACUAGCGGGCGAUAUGUAACUUACCGCCUUUGCUUUUAA